CCCUCUGUACCGCGGAGCACUGGGCCCUAAGAAAACAAAAUGGCGGACGRAGAAGAACAGCGUGUUUUACGAGUAAAUCAGCUYGAUGCAACGCUUCUAGACGGUGAGAUCUUUACAGUUUUGAAGGCACAGCUUGUCAAAGCUUUCAAGUUUUUUGAGCCAGGAGUMCUUUCUAAACUGGAACCAGAGCUGAAUGCUAUUCUGAAAGCAAUCGUAUGGAAGUUUUCUAUCUACAACAAAGGCUCCACUGUUGGUCAGCAGAUGUUAAAUAUGCAAUACAGUGACUCCCUGAAUUCUUCUAAAAGAAUUGUACUUGGUGUGGUUGUUAUUGUUGGCAAAUAUCUUCAAGAACGAAGUACUGAGAUUAAACAUAUUACAAGAAGAUAUGGAGAUUUCAAUUUGUUUUGGAAAGUCCUUCGGCUGGGAGAAAAAUUCUACCAAGUGGCUUCACUUAUAAACUUUUUAGUUUUCCUGCAAAGAGGAAGGUUUCAGUCUUUACUGGAGAGAGCUCUKGGAAUCCACCAUGUGUUUGAAAAAAGGCAAUCAAUGAGACAGGGUAACAGUCUAGCUGAUCCUUCAUUCCCAUGUCCUCUUUGUGGACAGUCAGUUGGUAAUGACAUCCACCCAGUGGAGAGCACUGUGGCCCUUCAAGUCAAAUAG
This is a messenger RNA of Exaiptasia diaphana, 660 nucleotides long. RefSeq names its product peroxisome biogenesis factor 2. Gene Ontology annotation, biological process: protein import into peroxisome matrix. The transcript has 8 exons. The record is from RefSeq and is a predicted model, not a curated record. Gene Ontology annotation, cellular component: peroxisomal membrane. Lineage: Eukaryota; Metazoa; Cnidaria; Anthozoa; Actiniaria; Aiptasiidae. Bases 40 to 660 code for a protein of 206 amino acids. Gene Ontology annotation, molecular function: zinc ion binding.